AUGAAACGAUCCGUUGAACAAUUAAAACAUAUCGAUCAUCUAUCUCGACAAGUACGUCAUCAUCGAAUACAUUUAAAUCAAAUGUAUGAUCAAAAAUUAUCUCAGGAAUUACAUACGCUAACUAAACAAUAUGCACAAACUCUUAAAUAUUCUAAAAAAGAACAUAAACUUGAACGACGACGUAAAGAAGUAUUUGAUGUUACUAUUCGACAAAUUGCUCAUGAACGACAACAUCAAUCAUUAUCUACAAAUAUAAUACAAAAUGAACAAAAACUUCCAAAAAUUACUAAUCAAAUAAAUGGACAUAGAGAUGAACUUUUAGAAAAUUGUUCAUCAUCAAAUAAUAUAUUUUCAUCCGAUAGUUCCUGUCAGCUUUUUUCACAAGACUGUCAAUUAUAUCCAUGUCAACCAGUCUAUCAUUACACUAGUUUUAUGACAAAAGAUCAUGAUCAAACAUUACGAAAACGAAAAUUGUCCAUUGCAGAUAUUGAUCUUAAUUUAUCUCCUAUUCAACAGUUAUUUACAAAAAUUGAACAAAAAAAAUAUCAUCAAAAUCGUCGACAAUUAGCAGCAACAGUUAAAAAUCAAAAUUAUCUUGCAAAUCGAUAUGUAUAUAUAGGAAAUACAAAGGCACGUCUUGAUGAACAAAGUCGUUUAUUACAUGAACGAUUAACUGAUAGAAGAACUUUUGGUUAUGAUAAAGAACAGCAGAAAGAAUUACGACAAUCGAUAAAACGUCAUUUAGAAAUUUCUGCAAAAUUUUUGGGAUAA
Adineta steineri is the source of this 771-nucleotide messenger RNA. Lineage: Eukaryota; Metazoa; Rotifera; Eurotatoria; Adinetida; Adinetidae. The record is from the annotation of a GenBank genome assembly.